Microplitis demolitor is the source of this 624-nucleotide messenger RNA. Its product is annotated as metalloproteinase inhibitor 3. Gene Ontology annotation, cellular component: extracellular matrix. Lineage: Eukaryota; Metazoa; Arthropoda; Insecta; Hymenoptera; Braconidae. Gene Ontology annotation, biological process: negative regulation of membrane protein ectodomain proteolysis; negative regulation of endopeptidase activity. Bases 65 to 490 code for a protein of 141 amino acids. The transcript is spliced from 4 exons. The record is from RefSeq and is a predicted model, not a curated record. Gene Ontology annotation, molecular function: metalloendopeptidase inhibitor activity; protease binding.
GAUACUGAUUUAACAAAAUCUUUAUAUAAAAAAUUAUUCGUUGAAAAUUUUCAAAUCAUUAAAAAUGCAACGGUUUUUCAUGUUAUUUCUUUUGAGUUUAUUAAUAGUUGAAUUUACAAAUGGAUGCAGUUGUCGCUAUUUUCUAAAUCAAGAGUUGUUUUGUCAAUCUCACUUUGUUAUUAAAGUACAAGUUACGAGUACUGAAAAAUUAGGAGAGCUCGAAGGAUAUAGAUAUCAUGUUGAUAUAUUAGAAACUUACAGAGCUACUAAUGAAGGAAAAAAAGUACUCGAGCUUAAAUAUUUAGAAACUCAACCAUUUAAUGGAAUGUGUGGUCGUUACCUUCGGAAUGAUGAUGUAGUUAUUGUUGGAGGACACAUCACAAGUGAUGGAAUACCUUAUAUUAAUAUUUGUGGGUUGGAAAUGAUUCCUACGGAUGAUGUAUAUGUUGAUCUUCGAGAAAAUUUUCCUAAAAAUUGUAUGGCAUCGUAAGCUUAUUAAAUUUUUUGUUGUUCAAGAAAUAAAUUAUAAACUCUUAAAUAUGAUAGGAAUAAAAUUUUAAGUGCCGAAUGUUAUAAUCAGGAUAUGACUGGCAGUUAUUAAAUAAAUGAUCUUAACCUCCUUUA